AGUCAAAAGCCGGACCGCUGGCGCAGGCGUGGUUGCUGGUUGGCCACCAUUUUGUUUUCCUGAAGGGUAAACGGGCGUGCUGAAGAGAUGGUGCCUUUGAGCAGGAGUCUUCUCUCCCUAACGGGUCGGAGCAUUCGUCAAAUUGCAGCAAGACGGGCUCACCACAAGACUGGUCCUGACUUCCAUGACAAAUAUGGAAAUGCUAUCCUUUUGGGAGGACUGACAUUCUGUGUUGUAGUUUGGAGUUAUGUUUCAACACAGACUGGCCUUACAUGGAACUUGUCUCCUGUUGGCAAGAUCACCCCUCAAAAAUGGAGAGAGGAUUAAAUGAAUGGACCAAGUUUUUGCAAAAUAGGAGUACAGAGCCUGAAUUGUGUAUUAGUCUCGGCUCAUGCCUUCUGCUGUAAUAAUUACCUAUGUAAACUGGAUUUCAUAGUAAAUCAAUAAAUAAUAAA
Messenger RNA from Rhincodon typus (whale shark), 455 nucleotides. RefSeq names its product cytochrome c oxidase subunit 7B, mitochondrial. Gene Ontology annotation, biological process: mitochondrial electron transport, cytochrome c to oxygen. Bases 88 to 327 code for a protein of 79 amino acids. The record is from RefSeq and is a predicted model, not a curated record. Lineage: Eukaryota; Metazoa; Chordata; Chondrichthyes; Orectolobiformes; Rhincodontidae. The transcript has 3 exons.